AUGAUGUUCUCUCACUUGUUGUCACUCCUUUUCGGGGUUGUAUCCGUGGCUGCUAAAGACCAGAGACCCCCACUCAACCCGGGUGGUGUCCCAACUGAUCGACGACCGGGUCCAGGCAAUGUGGCCCUCCAGUUACUCUCCAAAUCAAGCCGGAUCGGUAGCUCCUACAAGGAGUUCGACUGCAGCGACGUCUUCGCCGGCAUGGUGCUUGAGACCGACUCCGAGAAUGUUGAUACACUGCUUCAGAUGGAUGGGGUCAUCAACGCUUGGCCAGCAAGCAUUGUGAAAACACCACGUGUCGAGAAAUCAGUAUCGCCCUUCUCGUCCAAUGCCAGGCACAACUACUCCAUGCAUCAGUGGACUGGUGUCGACAGGUUGCACGCCAAGGGGAUUCGGGGUAAAGGAGCCACCGUUGCCAUCAUUGACACCGGAAUCGACUAUACUCACGAAGCGCUUGGUGGUUGCUUUGGUCCUGGGUGCAAGAUUGUUGGCGGAUACGAUCUGGUUGGGCCCAACUGGGACACCAAAUACGACGAGAAGUUCCCGAAACGGCCAGAUGAAGAUCCCAUGGAUUUUCAUGGCCACGGAACACACGUCGCGGGUAUCAUUGCCGCCGAUAACAGUUGGCUUACUGGAGUUGCCCCGGACGCAGAGCUGCUGAUUUACAAAGAACCGUGGGAAACCGAUGAGGAAACCAUCAUGCAAGCUUUGUGUGAUGCCUACCACGCAGGAGCCGAUGUCAUCUCUACGAGUAUUGGCCAGCCGAACGGCUUCUCAGACAACCCAUGGGCGCUCCUUUCCAGUCGCCUUGUGGACAAAGGCGUCGUUAUCACCGCAUCAGCCGGGAACGAAGGAGAAACCGGUCCCUUCUUCUCCAGCAGCGGCGCAAUGGGCCAUGGGGUCCUGGCCGUCGCAGCUGCUAAUGUCUCCGCAGAUCCGCACGCCAACAUGUCUGACAAGAGCAUAUCGCCCUUGCCAGUCUAUUUCACAACGUGGGGCCCGUCAAACGAACUCCUCCUCAAGCCCGACGUUGCAGCACCCGGAUACGACGUGGUGAGUACAGUGCUAAACCAGAGCUACGAAGAGCUGAGUGGGACUUCUAUGGCCGCCCCGUACGUCGCAGGCAUCGCCGCAUUGUUCAUCGGAGAACACGGGGGCCGCGAGUUCCACGGGGCAGGCUUCGCCAAGAUGCUCCAUGACCGCAUCGCUUCCAGUGGCAGCAGUCUUCCUUGGGUAUCCAAUCGUGUCCAUCGCAAAUUCACCGCGCCUCCCUUCCAAGUUGGCACGGGAUUGGUUAAUGCUUGGAAAGUUCUCAAUUAUGACACCCAGCUCGACUAUGAACCAUUCGCACUGAUGGAUACAGAGAUGUUCGUUCCGAAAUGGAAGUUCAGAAUCAGCAACAACGGAGACAAGAUGCACAAGUAUACGUUCGAGCUCGAACCCCAGGCCGGUGCCAACAUCUUGGAUAAUUACUACGGAAUUUUGUCUCUGUAUAGCCUUGAGCCGCGACGCAUUGUACCGCCAGUAACACUUCCAGAUCCCGUCAUUAUCCGCCCGGGAGACACAAGGGAGGUCGAAGUGAUGUUUGCUCUACCCGAUGUCAACGAUGAUUACCUUCCCCUGUACGGUGGUAAGGUUUGGGUUGUGUCUAAUCAUGGAGAGCGGCUUGCAAUUCCGUAUGGAGGAGCGGCCUAUGACACCGAAAAGGCAUUCGACAAUAUGUUCAUUGCAGACCCAUCUAUCACAGAACUUGACGGUGAUUGGAGUUGGUCGUUCAACGUGAACAAAAAUGCCAAUGACUUUAUCGAAAUCGGUGCAAGGCUGUCCUACCCCUGUACCCACCUCCGUUGGGAUAUCUUCGAUGCAAGUUGGUCCGAGGCCCUUUGGCACUACCCGCCCAAGGUUGGCGAACGCGGCUAUGUGGGCUCCGCAACCACGUACCAAGACUCGGACCAGUUCUGGUUCUUCAGCCCGAGCGUGAACGACAUUGAAGACACGGUUCCGUUCCCACUCACACGCGUGGUGCGAGGGUUCCGCCUCUUCUGGUGGUUCGGCAAGCUAGCCAAUGGGACGCAGAUCGCCCCUGGCAACUACACUGUGCGUUUCGCAGCCCUCCGGCCGUAUGGAAACCCGAAGAUCUCGGAUCACUGGGACAUCAUGAACAAUGAGGUGGACAAUAUCCAGAUCCUGCCGUACAACACGACUACCAACUCUACCCUGAUGUAUCGACGAAUUCACCAUUGA
This is a messenger RNA of Ilyonectria robusta, 2244 nucleotides long. Its product is annotated as peptidase S8/S53 domain-containing protein. The transcript is spliced from 12 exons. Gene Ontology annotation, biological process: proteolysis. Gene Ontology annotation, molecular function: serine-type endopeptidase activity. The record is from RefSeq and is a predicted model, not a curated record. Lineage: Eukaryota; Fungi; Ascomycota; Sordariomycetes; Hypocreales; Nectriaceae. The coding region runs from base 1 to 2244 and encodes 747 amino acids.